Molecule: messenger RNA, 1050 nt
Organism: Stereum hirsutum FP-91666 SS1
Lineage: Eukaryota; Fungi; Basidiomycota; Agaricomycetes; Russulales; Stereaceae
Exons: 2
Coding region: 1-1050 (349 amino acids)
Source: RefSeq, a predicted model, not a curated record
AUGAUCGCCUUCUCGAAGGAAGAAUUCUUCGGAAAAGCACCGUUUGAACGGCCAGAGCCACAAACAGACAAUUCAAACGAUUCCGCGCCGACGACCAUUCCGCCCGACAAGGGAGCUAUUGCAGAUGCGAGUUCAGUCCCGGAACAUCCCCUCUCACUCGGCCUGACAAUAAACGAAGACGGCACCUUCGGUCUCGUCGUAGAGCCCAACGUACCCUCUUCCAACUACCGAGCUUUCGAAAACCCAGACGAGAAGCUCUAUAGCAAACGUCCCCACUACUUCGUCCGCACCGCCCCCUCUCCACAAAGCUACCCAGUCCACAAGCGACACUAUCUAUGGAACACGUACCACGAAAAGUUCCAACACAACCCGAUGGGAUGGAAAUUGCUUUCGGGACGGAAGAAAGGUGGUAUAGAUAUGCCGGUCGCUGUUAUUCGACUGGACUGGGUCCUUGCGGGCAGAAGAGAGAUCUCUCCAAACAGGCGUGAGAUAAGUGCGCUUGAUUUAUUAGAGGGACUGCCGGGUACUCCGGCUUCGGAUACCAGUUUCGGGAUAGCAGACGAGCAGAAAAGACAGUCAUUGCUAUCUAUGACCGAGGGAGAAUGCAACGUCAACGGUCUCCUAGACGUUGAGCCGGGCAUCGACGUGCUUCCGUCUCUUCACUUGGCUCUGAGUGCGCUGAGGCGGAUGUAUCUCCCGGGGGAAGACGACACGUCCUACAGCCCUGGGAUCAAUUUCGACCUGUACGCGGGGGAGAAACAUCCUGGUGGUCGUGCACUGCUCCAGCUCGAAACGGUUCGUUGGAGCGACCAUAUCGUCGAAGCGUUGAAUGUGUUCGCGAAGGUAGCACAGAAACUCUUUCCGGAUAAGAUGGCGAAGGGACGUUGUACGGUCUGGAAUUGGGGCGACGUGUGGUGGGAGUAUAAAGAUUGGAGGGAUCGGUGGCCGCACAAGAACGAGCGGAAGGGGGAAAAGGCGGUUGUGGAAUUUAUGACGAGGAUGAAAAGUCAUGAGGUAGGUGAGCAAUCGAGGUGGUUGUUUUUACAGUAA